Messenger RNA from Melanotaenia boesemani (Boeseman's rainbowfish), 1342 nucleotides. RefSeq lists its product as uncharacterized. Lineage: Eukaryota; Metazoa; Chordata; Actinopteri; Atheriniformes; Melanotaeniidae. The record is from RefSeq and is a predicted model, not a curated record. Gene Ontology annotation, molecular function: CCR chemokine receptor binding; chemokine activity. Gene Ontology annotation, cellular component: extracellular region. The transcript has 7 exons. Gene Ontology annotation, biological process: immune response; chemokine-mediated signaling pathway; positive regulation of GTPase activity. Bases 137 to 1231 code for a protein of 364 amino acids.
CUUUCAUUGCAAAUCAAGAACAUACUCACUGUGCCUGGUGUGUGAGCAAGACUGCAGCAAGACCAUUUACUGAGUGAUUCACAGUGUGCUGGCAGAUUCUACGUUCAACCCCUGAAGACGAGGUGCACCUCCAAAGAUGCAGCUCAGCCUGGUUCUAGCCACACUUCUCUGUCUCACCACAUGGCUAAACUUCGUCAAAGCAACAACUGGACCUGUGCAGAACUGUCCAUGUGUCAGCUGGUCCAAGACCAGAGUCCAUCCUGACAGAAUCGUGCGUUACACUAAUCAGAUGGAAGGCGUUUGUUCCAUCAGUGCAGUAAAGUUUCUGACGAUUCGUGGAAUUACACUUUGCUCCGACCCCAACAGCAACUGGGCCAAACAAGUAAUCAAGAAGUUGAAUGCAAAGACACGAGUAGCUUCCACAGCGUCUACAAAUACACCCCCUCAAAAUAAGCUGGACUGGAUAUUGACCACAAAGGGGGAAAAGACACAGGAUGAUGAAGGGUCAGCAAGUGACAUGACACCAGCAGCUUCCACAGAAUCUCAAAAUACAACCCCUCAAAAUAAAACUACUGAACAGAGAUUACAGUACGGACUCACGUUGUUCAUCAUUCAGGUGGGAGAGGCUUCGGAAUCGUGGGUCAAGCGCUGCGCACUCCUGCAACAUGUCAUUACAGUCCCCAGAGUAACGGCCCGUGAUGUCAAACGAGGUGCACCUCCAAAGAUGCAGCUGAACCUGGUUCUAGCCACACUUCUCUGUCUCACCACAUGGCUGAACUUAGUCCAAGCAACAACUGGACCUGUGCAGAACUGUUCAUGUGUCAGCUGGUCCAAGAAAAGAGUUCGUCCUAACAGAAUCGUGAGUUACACUAAUCAGAAGGAAGGUGCUUGUUCCAUCAGUGCAGUAAAGUUUCUGACGAUUCGUGGAAUCACACUUUGCUCCGACCCCAACAGCAAGUGGGCCAAACAAGUAAUCAAGAAGGUGGAUGCAAAGACAAAAGCCUCAUCAAAGAAGACACGAAACGAAGGGUCAGCAAGUGUCAUGACACCAGCAGCUUCCACAGCAUCUACAAAUACACCCCCUCAAAAGAAGAUGGACUGGAUAGUGACCACAAAGGUGGAAAAGACACAGGAUAAUGAAGGGUCAGCAAGUGUCAUGACACCAGCAGCUUCCACAGCAUCUCAAAAUACAACUCCUCAACAUAAAACUACACAACAGAGAUCACAGUAGUAAAUGUUGCUUCUAAAUAUAUCUCAGCAAGUAUUUAUUAUAAAUCUAUUUACAUGUGCUACAAAAUAUCUGCCAUAUUCAAGAUUUUUAAUUGUGAAUAAAUGACUUUUC